GUGAAGUUUCCGAGGGGAGCGUGAACGCAGCACGCGGAUCAACCUGGAGGAGAGUAAAACUCGCUGCAACCGAACAGAAACCGCGAACGCAACAAGUUCACGCAACAAUGGGACGUUUGCGGUUUAACGACGCGACCCGGACGCGUUUUUAUUGAUCCCUUUCAUGUCGAGUCACAACUUUUAAGCCCGGGAAAAUUCGGGGUCGACGUUGUUCGGUCGGUUGGCGCUCCGGUUGAAAACAAGAGUUCUGCUUUCAGUCGGAUGGAAGUGAGUGAGACAGGUCGGUUUUAGAGACAGACAGGUCGGUUUUAACGGCUGCCUCUGAGGGACAUUUUAAGGGUUCAAUGUCCACGUUAAACUUCGCCGAGGAGCUGGACUUCAGGCUGAUCUUUGAGGACGACGGCAGGCAGACAGCAGGUCCAGAUCUCGAUGUGAGGACUCCUCCCACCUCCACGCAGGCUCUGGCCGAGCAGCCCAUCUUCCAGGAGCUGCAGAGUCACCCCACGUAUGUACCCACCGCAGAUGACUACCAGCACUUCGGCUACCAAUCGCAGGGGCCCCAGUAUAGGACCCAGGGGAACCCCAGGGCGUUUGACUGCCCCAGUAUCCAGAUCACCUCCAUCGCUCCGAACAACCAUGUGGAGCUGGGCAGUAGCCACGAAGCUUUGGCGGUGGGUGGGGCAGAGGGGGGUUAUCCUGAGGCAUCCUGGUCCAGAGGACAGCUCUACCUGCCCCUGGACGCCUGCUACCGGGAUACGGCACUUUGCCCGAGCCCCUGUAGCAGCCUGUCCUCCAGGAGCUGGAUUUCCGACCUCUCCUCCUGCGAGUCCUUUUCCAACGUCUGCGAUGACGUGGAGGGCGAGCUGCGCGACGCUGCUCGCCUCGCCCUGGGGUCCCCCCUAGGAUCACCUGUGGGGUCCCCGGGCUGCGGGGGCGGGGCCUUUGGGGUGGAGCUGUGGCAGCAGAAGUACCAGCAUCCUUCAGCCUUCAGCCCGGCGCUGUCGCCUCAUCAGUCGCCCCGCCAGUCGCCCCGCCAGUCGCCCUGCCACUCCCCUCGCGCCAGUGUCACAGAGGAGAGCUGGCUGAACCGACGGCCCACCUCCAGGCCGUCAUCCAGACCGACCUCCCCCUGCGGGAAGAGACGCCACUCCAGUGCCGACCCCUACGCUCGCUCGCCCUCCCCUCACCACUCCCCCAGCCCCACGCCGGGCGCCUCUCCGCGGGGCAGCGUGACGGAUGACACCUGGGUGGGAAGCCCCGCCGGCGCGCUGGGAUCCCUCCUGAUGUCUGGCUACCAGGAGCUGGACGUCCCCUCAAAGACCAGGAGGACAUCGGGGAGCCAGCUGGGCCUCCUGGCCGGACAGGGAGACCCCGGGCUGGAGCCCUUCCAGGACUCCCCGGCGGAGGAGGGACGCGAACAGGACGGCCUGGCCGAGCUCUUUCUUCAAGUGCCCUCCCACUUCAGCUGGAACAAACCCAAACCUGGAAACCCUCCUCUGUUCAGUAUCUCGUCACCUCCUCCUCUGGACUGGCCUCUGCCCAGCCAGUUUGACCAGUGUGAGCUGAAGCUGGAGGUCCAGCCCAGAUCCUACCACAGGGCGCAUUAUGAGACGGAGGGCAGCAGAGGGUCCAUUAAGGCUGCGACUUCAGGACAUCCUAUCAUCAAGCUGACGGGAUACAGCGAGCAGCCGGUCAGCCUGCUGCUGUUCAUCGGCACCUCCGACGACCGCUACCUUCGCCCUCAUUCCUUCUACCAGGUCCACCGGGUGACGGGGAAGAUGGUCACCACCAGCUGCCAGGAGAAAAUUAUGGGUGGCACCAAAGUCCUGGAGGUCCCGCUGCUUCCAGAGAACGACAUGUCCGCCAGCAUUGACUGUGCCGGCAUCCUAAAGCUGCGUAACGCCGACAUCGAGCUGAAGAAAGGGGAGACGGACAUCGGGCGGAAGAACACGAGGGUGCGCGUUGUGUUCAGGGUCGCCGUCCCGCAGCCGGACGGUCGGAUGCUGUGGCUGCAGACGACAUCCGUCCCUGUGGAGUGCUCCCAGCGCUCGGGUCAGGAGCUUCCCCAGGUGGAGAGCUUCAGUCCAGCCAGCUGCUCCGUGGACGGAGGAGAGGAGCUGCUCCUCACCGGAUCCAACAUCUCCACACAGUCCAGGGUUGUGUUCACGGAGAAGGGGCCCGAUGGAAGAGUGCUGUGGGAAACAGACGCCAGACUUGUGCCGGAGAAAAGCAGCGGAUCCAGCAUUGUGGUCGAGGUUCCUCCGUACAACAGGAAGACAUCGGAUCUGGUCCAGGUCCAGUUCUACGUCUCAAACGGGAAGAGAAAAAGAAGUCUAACACAUAAUUUCACCUACCUGCCCGCAGUCAGACGUCACCUCCCCGCCGCCGCCGUCCCCGCUGACGGAGUGAAACAGGAGCCCUGGGACACAGACCACAUCCCCCUCAAUCCACCUGGCUUCUGUCCGACCUCCCACGACCGAGUGCUCGGCCCAGACCUGCUGUUUUAUGAUUCCUGUGACAUCCCAGUGCACUGCGGUCCUCCUCCCCAUAACGCGCCUCGUCUACAUCACCCCCCUCCCUCCUUAAUGUUUCCUCACGCCUCCUCUGUGCCCUCCGCAGUCCCCCAUCAGACCCUGAUCCCUCUUCAGACCUCCACCCUGCCUCCUCAGGUCGCCACCCUGCCUGUCCAGGCCUCCUCGGUGCCCCUUCAGACCUCCUCUGGUGGACCCCAGAGGGAACCGUCUCCGAGCUCCAGAAGGGCCUUCGUGCCCGCCGCCGACCCGCAGAAGGACUCCCCGCUCUCUGGCCCAGGAGAGACGCUGAACAUCAAGCAGGAGCCGGAAGAGUCUCAGCCGAACCUGGGAUCCCUCGGCCUCCGGGAGAUCACGCUGGAUGACGUGAACGAGAUCAUCGACAGAGACAUCGGCGGUCUGAGCGUCGGCGGCGCCGCCCAGCCCGACCAGUUUGACCAGUUCCACCAGUACGACUGGGAUCAGAAGUCCGGCGACGGCGCCUUACCGUUCUGUGGAGGCCCUCAGUAGUCCCGCUGCUUCUUCUUCUACUGUUCCGCUUCUUGGACACAAACACGCCGGCGCUCGCGUACGUUUGCACAGCGCGCACCAAGUGCCUGAGAACCAAUCAGCAGCCUCCGACGAGCUCGACUCAUCAGGGUUUUUUCACGUCACUGUUUCGUCCUCGUCUCUCAGGAAGUUUUUCACUGACGAACCAAAGAUUUCUGUAGCUUUUCCUGAUCGAAUUGGAACAAAAAUAAAAAAGGGCUGUAAGUGAACGUUGGCGAUCAGAAACGUCAUUCGAGGCUAAAAGUCGCACAGAAACGAGAGAAUCAUUAUUAUUUAUUGGCUAAUUGAUUAAGAAAUCUAUUUUUGAUACUCUGGAUCAGGUCCAGGAUAAACUAAAAGUCCUUCAGCUGAUUAUUUACAUUUUUUUAUAGCUUGGUUUUAACUCUGUACAGUUUACAUUUCCUUGGCUGAAUUACAUGAAUGCUGUCCGACCUGUUGUUGUUGUUGUUGUUGUUGUUGUUGUUGUUGUUGUUGUUGUGAAGCUUCAGACACUGAAUGACAGAAAUGUAUCCUGAGGUUGAAGUAAAAAGAAAAACUAAGAAAA
This is a messenger RNA of Dicentrarchus labrax (European seabass), 3624 nucleotides long. Its product is annotated as nuclear factor of activated T-cells, cytoplasmic 3. Gene Ontology annotation, biological process: calcineurin-NFAT signaling cascade; cytokine production; regulation of transcription by RNA polymerase II. Bases 345 to 3041 code for a protein of 898 amino acids. Gene Ontology annotation, molecular function: DNA-binding transcription factor activity, RNA polymerase II-specific; RNA polymerase II cis-regulatory region sequence-specific DNA binding; transcription factor binding. Gene Ontology annotation, cellular component: transcription regulator complex. Lineage: Eukaryota; Metazoa; Chordata; Actinopteri; Moronidae. The transcript has 10 exons. The record is from RefSeq and is a predicted model, not a curated record.